This is a messenger RNA of Penicillium brevicompactum, 2052 nucleotides long. RefSeq names its product Zn(II)2Cys6 transcription factor. Gene Ontology annotation, molecular function: DNA-binding transcription factor activity, RNA polymerase II-specific; DNA binding; zinc ion binding. The record is from RefSeq and is a predicted model, not a curated record. The transcript has a single exon. Lineage: Eukaryota; Fungi; Ascomycota; Eurotiomycetes; Eurotiales; Aspergillaceae. Gene Ontology annotation, cellular component: nucleus. Bases 1 to 2052 code for a protein of 683 amino acids. Gene Ontology annotation, biological process: DNA-templated transcription; regulation of DNA-templated transcription.
AUGACAAAAAGACUACCUCUCAGCUGUGAAAACUGCCGGCGAAGAAAGAUCCGCUGUCUAGGAUCUGGAGUGCCAUGCGAUACCUGUCGAAAGCGAGGAGUGGCGUCUUCAUGUCAGUUUAAACGCGAUAUUGAGCCAAAUCCCCAGCCCCGCGAGACAAAUAGCGACAUCCUUCUUCAGCGGAUUUCCGACUUGGAAAGUUUGUUGAUUCGAAACAUUGAGUUGACCUCGAACUCAAGCAAUCAUGAUCACGCUCUCCGCUCGCCCAUUUCCCAGCAUGAUAUCCCCUCAUCCCAUGACGGACCAUCUCAAAAUCCCACCUCAAGCUACUCAGAUGACCACGUUUUCGACAACAGUGACAUGGGACCAGAAAGCGAUGAAGUCGGCAGUAUCGUCACAUCCUCGUCGGGUCAUGUGCGAUAUGUUCCUUACAGUACCUCUUGCGACUCUGAUGUUUUUCAUUCACUGCAAAGUCGCUCUCAGGUGGAAUCGUCGUCCAGUGUGUUUUUGUCUACCGAGGGAAUUCCUAGCACACAGGUCCUUAUAGAUAUGCUACCGCCAUUCCGGCAUUGUGACGAACUCAUCACGACCUUUCUGAAUGUUUUCUCUCCUCUUUUCCACAUUCUUCAUGACGGGACUUUUCAAUCAAACUACGCAAAGUUCAAACAAAACCCUCAAAGCUCUCCCACGUCUUUCAUUGGGUUGAUAUUCGUGUGCUUGGGCCUGGCUGUCACCGCCAUCGACAAGGAAAGUCCCAUCCUAGCAGAUUUGGGCCGAGGGGCUUCAACGGCAGAGAGCGUGAAAUCAUUGGCGACAAAAUACCGAGAGGCGGCGAUGAGGUGCCUGGCGGCGGACAACUUCAUGUGGCAGCAUAAUUUGCACACUCUGCAAUGCCUUAUACUACUUAUAUAUGCCAUCAACCAUGCCCAAGGGCCAGCCUGGGCUCUGCUUGGUACAACACUCAACAUUGCCAUUGCCAUUGGAUGUCACGUUGAUCCUGCGCUUUUGAACUUGCCUCCAGUUGAGAUCCAAGAGAGGCGGAGAGCCUGGGCGGGAUUAAUGAUGCUCUACACCAUUCAGAACACCUGUCUGGGCAACAUGGCUCCAUUCCAAGUCAGGAGCAAUGUUGAACUUCCCGCAGAUGUGGAAGAUGAGGAGGUUGUUUCGGACCCAUUUCAGCAUGCUGUCCAAGAAGUCGAAUCGUCUCCAGGGCCGAAGAAACCGACAAAAAUGUCUUACAUCCUGUUCAAAUUUCGGCUUUACUCACUAGCAUCGGAAAUAUGUGGUCUGAGAGUUAGGGACCUCACGGCAAACUUAGGGAAGCUUUACGCAUUGGAUGGCAAGCUCCAGAAUGAGAUGCAAGCCCAGGCAAUGCGGUUCCAUCAGCAGCUUGAUCUGCCCACAUACCAUCAAGCCCAUUCAUUGAUUUUGAACAACUACACUAAUCACUUGGUUCUACUCUUGCAUAGAAUUUGUCUAUUAAGACCAGAGGGGGCUGAGGAUGGGAGUCUCACCACAAGUUCCGACAAAUGCGAAGAUGCUGCUCUUGCCAUUCUCUCAAACUACGAAACACUCAAUAUGAGGGCGGAUUUUACACCAUACAGAUGGUAUAUCAAUGGUCUUGGGUCAUUCCACGCCUUUCUGGCGAUAUCGAUUUUGCUUGUCUUACUGGGAAAGCCACGAGCUUCACAAAGUCGCAAACAUGUGAUAUUGCAAGCCGUGCAAAGUUGUCUUAGGCGAUUACAUGAAACCGCACCUUACAGCGAGAUAUGUCAACGUGCCUGUUCGAUACUGGACCCAUUGAUGACUGUGGAGCUUUCCCCCCCCGCCCCGCCCAUCUCUGUUUCCGAUGGCGUGAGUAAUAUGGGAAGCACAAGUGGAUUUGGAUCGGUUUCUGAUUCCAUGGGUGUGGCUAGCAUCGGGUUUUCCAUAGCUCCUGACCCGAGCUUCUGGGAACUACCGGAAUCCUUUGAGGAAAUAGUGGCCAAAAUACCCUGCGAGCAAUGGCUUUCUCCGGCAGUAUUUCCAUGGGCAGAUCGAUGCCCGAUUUAG